UUGUCCACGUCAGGUGCCACGGUGGAAGUGACGUGCAAGGCAGGGAAAGAAGAGAUCAAGGCGUACGGCAAGACGAAGAUCAACGGCAAGUACAGCAUCGCCGUCGAAGGGUUCGAGUACGGCAAAUACGGAGCCGGCGCGUGCACGGCGAAGCUCCACGCGCCGAAGAAGGGGACCAAGUGCAGCGUCCCGACCAAGCUCCACGGCGGCAACAAGGGCGCCAUGGUGAAAGUGAAGUCCAAGACGUACGACGAGGUUGUCCUCCAGGCCAAGUCUUUUGCUUACGCGCCCAAGAAUGCUUAUUCGGACUGCGAAAAGCCCAAGCCCAAGCCCACUCCAACUCCCUACUACUACAAGUCCUUCCCCUCGCCGCCGCCACCAUACUACUACAAAUCUCCACCCCCACCGUCACCUUCACCUCCACCACCGUACUACUACAAAUCUCCCCCACCACCGUCACCUUCUCCUCCUCCUCCAUACUACUACAAAUCCCCUCCUCCGCCGUCCCCAUCACCGCCGCCGCCAUACUACUACAAGUCACCUCCACCACCGUCUCCAUCUCCUCCUCCACCGUACUACUACAAGUCACCACCACCACCGUCCCCGUCUCCUCCUCCACCAUACCACUACUCCUCCCCACCACCACCCAAGAAAUCGCCCCCGCCACCAUACUACUACAAAUCUCCUCCUCCACCGUCGCCAUCUCCUCCACCACCGUACCACUACUCUUCCCCACCACCACCCAAGAAAUCACCGCCGCCACCAUACUACUACAAAUCUCCUCCUCCACCAUCACCAUACCCGCCGCCACCGUACCACUACUCCUCUCCACCACCACCAAAGAAAUCACCGCCGCCACCAUACUACUACAAGUCCCCACCGCCGCCAUCACCAUCGCCGCCGCCACCAUACUACUACAAAUCGCCACCACCUCCGGUCAAAUCCCCGCCAUCUCCAUACUACUACAAAUCCCCUCCGCCGCCCAAGGCAUACUACCCUCCACCGUACCACUACUCCUCACCGCCACCGCCGGCCGUCCACCCCCACCACGUGGUCGUGAAGGUCGUCGGAAAAGUAUAUUGCUAUAGAUGCUAUGAUUGGAAGUACCCAUCCAAGUCUCACGAUAAGAAACAUUACAAAGGUGCCACGGUGGAAGUGACGUGCAAGGCCGGGAAAGAAGAGAUCAAGGCAUACGGCAAGACGAAGAUCAACGGCAAGUACAGCAUCGCCGUCGAAGGGUUCGAGUACGGCAAAUACGGAGCCGGCGCGUGCACGGCGAAGCUCCACGCGCCGAAGAAGGGGACCAAGUGCAGCGUCCCGACCAAGCUCCACGGCGGCAACAAGGGCGCCAUGGUCAAAGUGAAGUCCAAGACGUACGACGAGGUUGUCCUCCAGGCCAAGUCUUUUGCUUACGCGCCCAAGAAUGCUUAUUCGGACUGCGAGAAGCCCAAGCCCAAGCCCACUCCGUCUCCUUACUACUACAAAUCGCCGCCACCGCCGUCUCCCAAACCUUACUACUACAAUUCUCCACCACCGCCGUCGCCGUCUCCUCCCAAGCCUUACUACUACAAGUCACCUCCUCCACCGUCGCCGUCACCGCCUCCUCCUUACUACUACAAGUCUCCACCACCACCGUCGCCGUCUCCACCCAAGCCUUACUACUACAAGUCACCUCCUCCGCCGUCGCCGUCACCGCCUCCUCCUUACUACUACAAGUCGCCACCGCCGCCGCCUAAGAAAGCACCUGCACCGACGUACUACUAUAAGUCGCCACCACCACCGUCGCCAUCUCCUCCCAAGCCUUACUACUACAAGUCUCCUCCGCCACCGUCGCCAUCACCACCGCCUCCAUACUACUACAAGUCUCCUCCGCCACCGUCGCCAUCACCACCGCCUCCAUACUACUACAAGUCUCCACCGCCACCAUCACCGUCGCCUCCUCCGCCCUACGUGUACAAGUCACCACCGCCACCUAAGAAGGCACCGGCACCAACAUACUACUACAAGUCACCACCACCGCCGUCACCGUCGCCUCCUCCUUACUAUUAUAAGUCGCCACCACCACCGUCUCCAUCGCCGCCACCAACAUACUACUACAAAUCACCACCGCCGCCAUCACCGUCUCCUUCUCCGCCUUACUACUACAAGUCCCCGCCACCACCAUCGCCUUCACCUCCGCCUCCGUACUACUACAAGUCUCCACCACCACCAUCUCCAUCACCGCCGCCUCCUUACUACUACAAAUCCCCACCGCCACCGUCUCCCUCGCCGCCACCUCCUUAUUACUACAAGUCCCCACCACCACCAUCACCUUCGCCGCCACCACCUUACUACUACAAGUCUCCACCACCUCCCUCGCCGUCGCCACCACCACCAUACGUCUACAAGUCACCUCCUCCUCCUUCGCCGUCACCACCACCACCGUACUAUUACAAAUCUCCCCCUCCUCCCUCACCAUCUCCUCCUCCCCCGUACUACUACAAGUCUCCACCACCACCGUCACCAUCUCCUCCUCCACCAUACUACUACAAAUCUCCACCACCUCCCUCGCCGUCGCCACCGCCUCCUUACUACUACAAGUCUCCCCCGCCACCAUCUCCAUCACCUCCACCACCAUACUACUACAAGUCCCCACCUCCACCAUCACCUUCGCCGCCACCUCCAUACUACUACAAAUCGCCGCCACCUCCCUCACCGUCGCCUCCUCCACCAUACUACUACAAGUCCCCACCACCUCCUUCACCGUCGCCACCUCCGCCUUAUGUCUACAAAUCACCUCCACCACCGUCCCCAUCCCCACCACCACCGUACUACUACAAAUCUCCCCCACCACCGUCGCCUUCACCGCCUCCUCCUUACCACUACAAAUCUCCUCCACCACCAUCACCGUCUCCUCCUCCCCCAUACUACUACAAAUCUCCUCCACCACCGUCUCCAUCACCACCACCGCCAUACUACUACAAAUCUCCUCCUCCACCAUCACCCUCACCGCCGCCUCCAUACCACUACAGCUCUCCCCCACCUCCGUCACCGUCUCCUCCCCCACCGUACUACUACAAGUCUCCACCACCACCGUCUCCAUCUCCACCACCUCCCUACCACUACAAAUCGCCACCGCCUCCCUCACCGUCGCCUCCUCCACCAUACUACUACAAGUCUCCACCUCCACCGUCGCCCUCUCCCCCUCCUCCCUACUACUACCACUCUCCUCCCCCGCCGGUGAAAUCUCCUCCGCCGCCGGCCUACAUCUACGCUUCUCCCCCGCCGCCGACUCACUACUAG
Messenger RNA from Linum tenue, 3282 nucleotides. The record is from the annotation of a GenBank genome assembly. Lineage: Eukaryota; Viridiplantae; Streptophyta; Magnoliopsida; Malpighiales; Linaceae.